Molecule: messenger RNA, 1292 nt
Organism: Anopheles maculipalpis
Lineage: Eukaryota; Metazoa; Arthropoda; Insecta; Diptera; Culicidae
Gene: tank
Product: etoposide-induced protein 2.4 homolog
Exons: 4
Coding region: 36-1289 (417 amino acids)
Biological process (GO): macroautophagy
Cellular component (GO): endoplasmic reticulum
Source: RefSeq, a predicted model, not a curated record
ACACAUGCCACUAGCACUGGUGUCCGGUCAAGACGAUGGAAACGUUGUGUAGAGUAGGUGCCACCGUGUUGCACGGUAUCCUGGACAGCAUCAAGGGUAUCACGGUGAUCUUCUAUCUGGACAAGGAGGCUAACCGGAAGCUGUCCCAACCCACCACAAAACCGCUACUUCUGUCGGGAUCAACUCCCCGGACGAAGGAAAGCUUAUCAUCCCAGCCACGUACACCGUCAUCCAAUUCACUCGUUUCCAAGCGUAUCGAAGAAUCCAAGGUGCUAAAGCGUGUCCUUCAAUGCUCGCUACUAAACGGUGGCAUAUUUAUGCUGAGUAUCCUCUUCUUCGAGUAUGCCGUCCUGCCCGGAUUGCAUCUCUUCCUGUGGUAUCUGUUCCGCAACUCGACCACCAUGACAACCGUCUGGGGCUGGAUGCAACCGUCCCUUUCGCUGCUAUUUAACUCGUUCUGGGUUGCACCACUGUUCCUGCUCAGCAAGAUCGUCAACAGUCUGUGGUUUCAGGACAUUGCCGAUUCGGCGUACAAGUUCCGGAAGGGUCGUCCACAACUAAUCGCCAGCAUUAGUAAACUUAUUGCCGACACGCUGAUCAGUUUGCUGAUCCAGAUACUGUUCCUGCUGCAGAGCACACUGGUAAAGUACCUGCCCGUUCCGGUACCGUUUGCCUGUACCGCUAUCUAUAUGGUGCACAUGAGUCUGCUCUGCUCGCUGUACGCGUUUGAGUACAAGUGGUUCAAUAUGGGCUGGGAGUUGCACAAACGGUUAACUUACAUCGAACAGAACUGGCCUUACUUUUUGGGCUUUGGGCUACCGCUAGCUGUACUUUCCGAGCUGCCCAACUCGAUCGUCAUCAGUGGGUGUGUGUUUUCGGUCUUAUUUCCACUGUUCAUUAUCAGCGCUAAUGAGGCAACGCCGAAGGUAGAUGUGUGUGAAACGCCACUAAAGCUGUUCUCCAUCGUGGUUGCACUUACCAAUGCACUCUUCAGGGGUCGAGCGAAACCCAGUAAAGCGGCCCUAUCGCAACCACUUACACCCGGUAGUGCCGGUGCUGGAAGCAAUACUCGUGGCCUAACACCACCCCUCUCAUCGUCAGCAUCUGCUUUUAUGUUUCAACAGCAGCAACAAUAUCGACAACACAAUUCUCAAAAGCACCACCACCAACGAUCGCACCAUCGUCAACCGUCACCCUCUCCGUCGGCCGCAUCGUCAUCGUUUGCUUCCGUUCAAACGGCUCAGCUACAUCAGCAGCAAACCGUUCUAAAUCGACCGCUAAGGCGAUAGGGU